This is a messenger RNA of Soboliphyme baturini, 339 nucleotides long. NCBI's taxonomy places the organism in Eukaryota, Metazoa, Nematoda, Enoplea, Dioctophymatida, Soboliphymatidae. The record is from the annotation of a GenBank genome assembly.
AUGGAAAACAAUGAAAUUUUUGAAACUCAGCUGUUGCCGGUCGGAAGUGCGGAUAAGAAUGCAGGAAGGUUAGAGACCGUAGCAAAAUCUCAGGGAAAUUUAGCCACCUGCUCUUCAUGUAUUGACGUCACUGAACAUUACACCGGCUCGGUCGUCGCCCGGGUUACCAAGGGCCGCGCAGGCUGUUGGGGGACUGAGGCAGACGGCGGAAAGUCGGCGAUCAGAACCUGCUCACUGCCCUCUGCCAGCCGGGGGCGUGGCAGCACCAGGAUGGCUGACGAAGACCGACGCAACGACGACGAAGAUACCAGUCAGCAACGGAGUCGCUACCCGUUCUGA